GUGCGUGUCCGUGUCCGGGUGUGUCUCUCUGCUCUGUAACACCAGAGUCACGUGACCAAGGCAGACAAACAGUCUUCAAGUGCGCGUGUAUUUCUUUCGCAGACUCUAUCAGUCGUUGCUGAGCGGUAAGAGGAGCAGGAGCAGGAGCAGGAGCAGGAGCGCAGGCCACAGUCCAGCAACACAACCAGAGCAACACCAGCAGAGAUGGCAAACCAGCUGCAGCAGCUCGUAGCAGAGAAGAAGGCCAUGGUGGAGACGGUGAUGGAGGUGUUUGAACAGGGAGCCGAGGUGGUGGCCAGUAUAGCCGGAGACCUCUUCCCCAUUUUCGCCAUAGCUGCGCCUAUUGUUAAACUGGCGCUGGACAACGUGGAGAGCAAAGAAGCCGCGUUCAUGAAGGAGCAGUUUCAGAAAGUGCGUGAGCGUCUGGAGCUGGUGUCCGAGGAAAUCCAGAAGAUCAAUGAGGAGAUUAAGAAGAGUGGAAUGGAUACUUCUUAUUUCCCAGUGGAGGAGAACAUCACCAACCAGUUCAGGAAGUACAUGGCCAUCCUUAACGCCAGGCCCAAGUUUAGAGAAGUCAAGAAGAAGGAUUUCCUUACUCAUUUUGCCAAAACAGGUGGUGACAAAAACCUCAACACGCUGUAUAAUGUUGUGGUCGGAAACGGCUUCUCCGGGGAAUCUGUGCUGGAGAUCACGCUGAACUAUGAGGAGAAAAGUCGCAGGCCGGUGGAGGACUUCUGUGCCCGACUUAAGAAGCUGUUCUGCAUUGGACUCAUUGCCCUGCUGGGCCAUGCUGCUCUGAAGGGAUAUGAUGAGGAGGAGGCUCUUCUCAAAGACUGGGGUGAGAAGAUGAACACUGUCCAGUCUAAAAUAAGUGCUGUGAUUGAAGACUGCAUUGUCAGCUUCCCUAAACAAGCAGAGCAAGAUUCCCGACGCCUGGUCAGAGACCAGCCAGGUGUAACCAGCCAGCAGCUAGCCGACGCUAUCAAAGAGAAGCUCAACAAGAAGUACGACUGGGUGGGCUGGUCCGUGCGUGUGUUCAGGUCUCCUUCAGGCUUGUUUGCUAAAAAGAAGGAUUUCCAUUGCCCAACGGGGAAGAGUCGCUUCCAGGUCCCCACAUCUGAUGAGAAACUGAAUGUGUGGGUGUCCUACAGCUCCUCGCCGGAGCCUGUGGACAAGACUCGCGUCCAGCAGCUGAUCCAGAGUCAGAAGAAGCUCACGGUGGUGGGUGUGGCAGAGGAUCUGUUUCAGAAGUUGCCCGGCGGCUGCAUGGUCCACGUGGUCAAAACCAGCGUAGACCCGUGCUGCUCCUGCACCUUCAGUGAUGAGCUGCACUACUGGGAGAAGCACAACAACCUCUAUGUCUGUGUUCACUCUGCUUGAUGUUUUUUUAGACACUCAAAAAAGAUCAGUCUAUGUUUGUAUGUUUGCACAGAUAAUCUCAGAAUCUAUUCCCGCCUCUCCGCUCUGCCUUAGCAUCAAAUAUUACACACUAUGUGCCUUAGUUACGUCUCCCUGUAUUAUUCUCUUUUAUUCUAAGAAUGUAUAUUAUCUCCACCAGUAAGUUACUUCAGUUGUUUUCGUUUAGUCUCAGGCUGUUUGUGGUGCAGCGCAGACAACACAGACAGCACAGACAACACAGACAGUAUGGAAUACAACCACACUCUGUCACUGGCUGCUGUACAACACCAACAAAGCACACACAAUGAAAGUGUAUCAUUGAAACCAGAGGUGAAGGGACGUCUUAACCUGUGAAGCUUCAACUUUAUUCACCCAAUAUUUUAUAGUGCCUUUGUCUUUAUAUGGACAUAAAUCUAAAAAUUGAGAUUUUGGGUGAUUUCUUUUUUUGUGACUAAUCUGCCAAUGAACACUGACACAUGUCAUGUAGACACCUUGUUAUUAUUGUUCUUUUACACCACUGUAAUCUGACUUCCUUCUUUGUUUGUAUAUUCUUUAUAUCGUCUUAUUCGUUUAAUUGAUUUCUUUGAACAUUUUAUUAUCUUAGCAAACCAACAAGUACUUAUUGUGUACUUUCUGUGCUUCUUACUGUUCAAACCUGGAAUGUCAGAUUUCUACAACAGUUGAUGUAAUAAGUCGUCCAAAUAAACCGCGUUUGUUUAUA
Messenger RNA from Solea solea (common sole), 2119 nucleotides. RefSeq names its product rapunzel 4 (gene rpz4). Lineage: Eukaryota; Metazoa; Chordata; Actinopteri; Pleuronectiformes; Soleidae. The record is from RefSeq and is a predicted model, not a curated record. The transcript is spliced from 3 exons. Bases 205 to 1380 code for a protein of 391 amino acids.